UCCUGGGCCCGCCCAGGCCCCGCCCCCCCGCGCCCCGCCCCCGUCGCUCGGACCGCGGAGUCGCGCCCUCCCACCCUGCGCUCCCGAACUUGUUCUAACUUCCUCGGCUGAGCCGGGCCGCGCCGCCGUCGUAGCCGCUGUCCCCGGAUCCUGCUUCACAGAAGAUGCACUAUUAUCGAUACUCUAAUGCUGAGGUCAGCUGCUGGUACAAGUACCUCCUCUUCAGUUACAACAUCGUCUUCUGGUUGGCUGGAGUUGCCUUCCUUGGAGCUGGACUGUGGGCAUGGAGCGAAAAGGGGGUGCUCUCCGACCUCACCAAAGUGACCCGACUGCAUGGAAUCGACCCUGUGGUGCUGGUGCUGAUAGUGGGCGUGGUGAUGUUCACACUGGGGUUUGCUGGCUGUGUGGGGGCCCUGCGGGAGAACAUCUGCCUGCUCAAGUUUUUCUGUGGCACCAUCGUGCUUAUCUUCUUCCUGGAGCUGGCGGUGGCUGUGCUGGCCUUCUUAUUCCAGGACUGGGUGAGGGACCGGUUCCGGGAGUUCUUUGAGAGCAACAUCAGAGCCUACCGUGAUGACAUUGACCUGCAGAACCUUAUCGACUCCCUUCAGAAAGCCAACCAGUGCUGCGGAGCAUACGGCCCUGAAGACUGGGACCUCAAUGUCUACUUCAACUGCAGUGGUGCCAGCUACAGCCGAGAGAAGUGUGGGGUGCCCUUCUCCUGCUGCGUGCCAGACCCUGCGCAAAAAGUUGUGAACACGCAGUGUGGAUAUGAUGUCAGGACUCAGCUGAAGAGCAAGUGGGACGAGUUCAUCUUCACGAAAGGCUGCAUCCAGGCGCUGGAGGGCUGGCUCCCGCGGAAUAUUUACAUCGUGGCCGGCAUCUUCAUUGCCAUCUCACUGCUGCAGAUAUUUGGCAUCUUCCUGGCAAAGACUCUGAUCUCAGACAUCGAGGCAGUGAAGGCUGGCCAUCACUUCUAAAGAGCCGAGGUGAGCGAGCAGAGCUGAGCCACACCGUGGAGGCCAGAGCCCUCCACUGUUGUCAACUCUACAUCCAGAGGGAGAGAAGCGGAUGCUCCUUCGCCAGAGCCAGCACCCUGUCUUCAGCAUCAGAGUGAUGUGACCUCUUUGAUCUUGCUUGCUGGUGCUGAAGACCGAGAGGCCUCUUCUUAAUUGAAGGAACUUGUGACCAAGAUCCCUGCUGGGGUCUAUGCAGAGACAGAAUGUCUUUAGGUGGGACUGGUAACUGAGAGACAGCUGGCGCCUGUGGCUGCAGGGAGGGUUUGACUCAGUCCCCCUGGGCCCAAGUGUGUCCGCAGGGUGCCCUGGCCUCCUCCCCACUCUUGACAUCGGGGUUGGCCCUGGGGGCAGCCAUGUCUUUUGUGAAUAGGACAUGGGUAAGGGACCAGCAGGCAUGGACAAGACUUCUCCCAGCAGCCUAGAGGUGCUGCCUGUAAUUGAGGAGGGGGGUGGAGCAAGUGGACCUCGGAGGCUGAAGGGUGCUCUGCAGUGUCUGCCCGAGUCCAGUGUUUGCAGGAUCCUCAGCCACGUCCAAGUGAAGUGAGCCUGAGCCAGUGCAUGGACUGGGGUGCAGGGUACCUGGCUGCUGCCCUCCGGCUGAGAACUGCCCCCAGUCUCCAUAGCAUUAUGCCUUGAAGGCACAAGAGGGACCGUGGGCAUGGUUCUUCUCUGAGAGUGGUUUCUCCUUUUCUUAUUGUGUGUAAAUAGUUUAUUUAUAGGGGUAAGAAUGUUUUCACGCCAUCUCUUCAUUUCCUCUGGCAUUCUCCUCCAGGUAGCCUUACCUUGUAUCUGGGACUGAAGUCAUCCCUUUUAGUUCCUUGGAGUGUAUCCAGGACCAACCCCAUCAACAUCUCCUUUCCAUCCCUAACAAGCCAGGUCCACAUAUGUACACCCCCUUUGUGCACCCCCAGUGCACACUGCACACACUGCCCUCUCCAGCUUGGCCUCACUGUCUUCUGGUCUUGGUGCUACUGAAACUGUCACCUGGAACUUGAAUAGUGACUCCUCCUCCACUGCAAGGCUGAGGAGCCCGGCCAGAGACAGCCAGCCUGAACCCUCUGGCCAGUGCUCCUCGCAAGGCCACAUGCUAAGGGCCGGCUGGCCAGCCUGGCAUUGCCUGUCCCUAGAGAGAGAAGCUCUGUGGCCAGUCCCUUGUGCCAAGCCACAGAUCUGGGACUGCAGCUGUGGAGAAGCUCAGGACGUCUUUUUGCUAACUUUUAGAUGAUUCCCUCCUUCCCGACUGGGAUAUCUGUGGUCACCAUGUCCACCCUUCUUCCUGUCAGGGCUAUUCUGGGCUUGCUCUUAGAAAUGAAGUCUGUCUUGUGUACUGAGCCCCCCAGGGAUAGCUGAGCAUCUGUGCAUCUUGGGCUGGGCUACUUUCUAAUGCUUUUCUGGAUCUUGUACAUGUCCUGUCCUCACUGUUCAGGGAUGAGUGCUACCUUUAAUGAUGUGCUGACGUGUACAUGCUAGUGUGGUGUAUACUGGUGAGUGUUUGUUGAUAAUAUUGUAUUUUUUCCUUUUUUUUUUUUUUUUUUACAAUUUUUUCUGUAGACUAGGUGAAGAAUGUUUGUGUUUUUAGGACAUGUGAUGCUUUUCUUUGACUGCCAAACUCUUUUAUGGAAUAUAUCUUUAUAAUAAU
This is a messenger RNA of Phyllostomus discolor (pale spear-nosed bat), 2655 nucleotides long. RefSeq names its product tetraspanin 14 (gene TSPAN14). Gene Ontology annotation, cellular component: membrane. Gene Ontology annotation, biological process: protein localization to plasma membrane; protein maturation; regulation of vascular endothelial growth factor signaling pathway. The record is from RefSeq and is a predicted model, not a curated record. NCBI's taxonomy places the organism in Eukaryota, Metazoa, Chordata, Mammalia, Chiroptera, Phyllostomidae. The coding region runs from base 165 to 977 and encodes 270 amino acids. The transcript has 9 exons.